Molecule: messenger RNA, 982 nt
Organism: Erigeron canadensis
Lineage: Eukaryota; Viridiplantae; Streptophyta; Magnoliopsida; Asterales; Asteraceae
Exons: 3
Coding region: 48-764 (238 amino acids)
Biological process (GO): RNA processing
Molecular function (GO): protein binding
Source: RefSeq, a predicted model, not a curated record
GAGUUCCACCUCACUGUGAUCUCCCCUCCUCUCCUUAACUUUCAUCUAUGUUGAGAUGCAACUCAACACCUAUCUUAUUCCAAUCUUACCCAACCAAACAAUCAUCACCCCUAACCCGAACCCCGUCCUUCUCUUUGAUCACCGCCACCACUGAUCAUGACAACCACCGACUGAAAUCUCCCUCCUCCUCCUCCUCACAACCGUUGUUCACAGCCAACAACAAAACUAAUUACACCCCGCACACAAUUACUCACAAGAAACACGAUGGCAAUGAAGUUACUAAUAAGGUCCUGCAGACUGCUGCCAGUGGUGGCUGCGGUGGCAAUGGUGGCAGAGUAUGCAUUGGCGGUGGCCAUGGAUCUGGUGGUGGCUCUGAUGGUGGACAACAUCAUGACACCGAUUUAUAUUACCAGCAGCUGAUAGAAGCAAAUCCCGGAAAUGUUUUGUUGCUAGCAAACUACGCCAAAUUCUUGAAAGAAGUUCGAUGCGAUCACAAGAAGGCUGAAGAGUACUAUGAAAGAGCAAUUCUUGCAAAUCCAAAUGACGGGCAUGUUUUGUCACUCUAUGCUGAUUUGAUUUGGGAGCUUCAUAAGGAUGCUAAUCGUGCCGAUUCCUACUUCAAUCAAGCAGUGGAAACCGAUCCAAAUGACUGUUAUGUUUUGGCUACUUAUGCUCGAUUUUUAUGGGACACUGAUCAGAAUGAUGAGGAGGAGGAGGAGGAAGAUGUAUUGUUAACACGUUCUUCACACGGGUUGUUAGUCUAAACUGCAGCUUCAUAAACCCAACGAUAUAUGCCGCCCAGAUGUUGAUGUACUGAUCGAUGGUAGGAAUACUCAAUAAGACUUUCUGUAAUAGAAUAGACUUAUCGAUGUUACGUUUAUAACCAUGGUUAUUUUUGUAUGAAGUUCUAUAGUGCAAUGUGACAUGGACGCGAGUGUUUGUGUAAUAAUAAUAAUAAUAAUAAUCUGAUGGUACUUGAAAA